AUGCUGUUGCGUCCCACAGUGUCAGGAUUGUGCGCCAUGUUGCAGACCAUCUAUGAGACUGAGUCCUGUUUUUCCUCUGCUAGCACAGACAGCCACCACCAGCCUCUGGAGCUCCUGAGUGGCAACAGGGGCUCCAGCACUGCCAUGCCCACCACUGUGGAGGUGAAGAGCAGCUUCCCAUCGGGCAUGCAGAGCCCAGUAGGAGCAGCGAGCGAGCACAGAGGAGGAGGAGGUGGAGAAGGAGGUGGAGGAGGAAGCCCUGUGGACCUGCGGACAGAACCCAGGGUGGGGUCUCUGUCUGGGGGUGCGGCGGCGGUGGACACGACCCUGAGAGAGCAGCAGCUCCAGCAGGAACUGGUGCUUCUCAAACAGCAGCAGGAGCUCCAGAAACAGCUGCUGUUUGCAGAGUUCCAGAAAAAACACGAAGUGCUAACAAGACAACAUGAAGUCCAGCUGCAGGAGCACCUGAAGCAACAACAGGAGCUGCUGGCAGCAAAGCGGCAGCAGGAGCUGGAACAGAAGAGGAAACUGGAGCAACAAAGACAUGAAGAGCAGGAGAAACAGAGGCUGGAGCAACAACUGCUGCUGCUGAGGAACAAGGAGAAAGGAAAAGAGAGUGCCAUUGCCAGUACUGAGGUGAAGCUGAAGCUCCAGGAGUUCCUUCUCAGUAAGAAAGAGCCUGGUCCUGGUGGACUGAACCAUUCCUUCUCCCCAAAGUGCUGGGGAGCCCAGCACACCUCUCUGGAGCAGAGCUCUCCUCCGCAGAGUAACACACCAGGAACUCCUCCCUCCUACAAACUGCCCCCACUGCUGGGGAACUAUGAGAGCAAAGAUGAUUUCCCACUCCGCAAGACAGUCUCCGAGCCUAACCUGAAGGUGCGUUCGCGGUUGAAGCAGAAGGUGGCAGAGAGGCGGAGCUCUCCACUUCUCCGCAGGAAGGAUGGAACUGUCAUCAGCACCUUUAAGAAGAGAGCCAUAGAGAUAUCAGUCUCCUCUCUCUGUAAUAGCGCUCCAGGUUCAGGUCCCAGCAGUCCCAACAGUUCCAAUACAGCCAUCGCCAAUGGCAACACAGGAUCUGUCCCUAACAUACAGACUGAGCAACUGAGAUCUCUCCAUCAAACGCUGGGGGCUGAUGGGACAUUGAGUCCUCUGAGUCUCUACACCUCGCCCUCGCUGCCAAAUAUUUCCCUGGGGCUCCCUGCGAACACACACAUCACGGCCCCCCAGAAGCUGUCUACCCAGCAGGAGGCCGAGCGUCAAGCCAUCCAAUCAUUGCGAGGCGGCGGAGCUCUGACGGGGAAGUUUCUCUCCACAUCCUCCCUACCUGCAGGUAACUCUCACUCUGCCCAUUCCUCGUUACUGCAACAUGUACUACUACUGGAGCAGGCCAGACAACAGACGGCUAUGCUAGCUGUCCCCAUGUACAGCCAGUCGCCAUUGGUUACAGCAGAGAGAGGCGUGUCCAGUGGCAUGCGGGCAGUCAACAAGCUGCCUCGCCAUCGCCCACUGGCUCGUACCCAGAGUGCACCUUUGCCCCAGUCCCCCCAGGCCCUUCAGCAGCUGGUGGUUCAACAGCAACACCAGCACUUCCUGGAAAAACACUACAAGAUGCUAUCGAAGGGGACUGAUCUUCCAAGGCCACCACCCACCCACCCAGAGGAGACAGAGGAGGAGCUAACAGAGACCAAUGACAUGCAGGAAGAUGACGGAGGGGUGGGCCCUCACAGACUUCAGAAGGAGGGGUCAGAUGACAGCACACCCUCCUCUGAGCGACUUGGUGUGCACUUGAAGGGGGAGAGUACCGAGAGUGAGCUGGACGAAGAGGAAGAGGAUGAAGAAGUCAUCCAGCUGAGGGAGGGCGACGAAGAGGAGAGGGGGAGCUAUUCGCAGGUUUGUGUGAAAACACCCUUGCAGCAGUUGGGUGUAUUCCAGUCCUCCCUGCCCCACAGACCUCUGGGAAGAGCGCAGUCCUCCCCUGCAACCACGGUCAAUCCCAUCAAACACCUCUUUACUACUGGGCUUGUGUAUGACAGUCUGAUGUUGAAGCAUCAGUGUGUGUGUGGCAAUGCUCACAUCCACCCAGAGCAUGCUGGGAGAGUGCAGAGCAUCUGGUCCAGACUGCAGGAGACGGGCCUGCUGGGCCGCUGCGAGAGGAUUCGUGGGCGUAAAGCGUCUCUGGAUGAGAUCCAGUCUGUUCAUUCAGAGUUUCACACUCUGCUCUAUGGAACCAGUCCGCUCAAUCGACACAAACUGGACCACAAGAAACUGCUGGGUCCAAUCAGCCAGAAGAUGUACGCCGUUCUUCCCUGUGGAGGAAUAGGGGUGGACAGUGACACAGUGUGGAAUGAAAUGCACUCAUCAGCAGCGGUUCGCAUGGCGGUUGGCUCGGUCAUCGAGCUGGCCUUCAGAGUGGCGGCAGGGGAGCUGAAGAACGGCUUCGCAGUGGUGCGUCCACCAGGUCACCACGCUGAGGAAUCCACUGCCAUGGGCUUUUGUUUCUUCAAUUCAGUAGCUAUCACUGCAAAGCUGCUGCAACAGAAACUGGGAGUGGGCAAGAUCCUCAUUGUGGAUUGGGACAUUCACCAUGGCAACGGCACCCAGCAGGCCUUCUACAGUGACCCCAACGUCCUCUACAUCUCUCUCCAUCGGUACGAUAAUGGAAACUUCUUUCCUGGCAGUGGAGCUCCUGAAGAGGUGGGAUCAGGUGCCGGUGUUGGUUUUAAUGUGAACAUAGCUUGGACCGGAGGAGUGGAGCCCCCUAUGGGUGAUGUGGAGUACCUUACUGCCUUUAGGAGCGUGGUGAUGCCCAUCGCCCAGCAGUUCAGCCCAGAUGUGGUCCUGGUGUCUGCAGGCUUUGAUGCAGUUGAGGGUCAUCAGUCUCCUCUGGGAGGCUACAAUGUCUCUGCCAAGUGCUUUGGUCAGCUAACGCAGCUGCUGAUGGGACUGGCAGGUGGGCGGGUUGUUAUGGCGCUGGAGGGCGGUCAUGACCUCACUGCCAUCUGUGACGCAUCAGAGGCCUGUGUCUCUGCGCUUCUGGGAGACGCGGUGAGACGCGGAGUCACAUUAUCAUCGAUAAUUAUUCAUGAGAAGCCAUGUCCAAAAGCCUGCGCCUCACUGGAGAGAGUAAUAGAGAUCCAGAGUAAACACUGGUCUUGUCUCCAGAGUUUGUCUCAGACAAGCGGCCACUCGUUAUUGGAUUGCCCCCUUGGUGCUAAGGGCCAAUCGGAGAAGGACGAGGCAGACACAGUCAGCGCCAUGGCCUCCCUGAGUGUUGAUGUUGAGCAGCCGGGCUCUGUUCCUGACAACUCAGAAACCAGCAGGUCCACAGAGGAGCCAAUGGAAGAAGAGCCUGUAUUGUAGGAGGAACUUAAACAAGAAGCACACAAAAAACUCCACAUUCAC
This is a messenger RNA of Seriola dumerili (greater amberjack), 3402 nucleotides long. RefSeq names its product histone deacetylase 5 (gene hdac5). Bases 1 to 3360 code for a protein of 1119 amino acids. Gene Ontology annotation, molecular function: histone deacetylase activity. The transcript is spliced from 30 exons. Lineage: Eukaryota; Metazoa; Chordata; Actinopteri; Carangiformes; Carangidae. Gene Ontology annotation, biological process: negative regulation of transcription by RNA polymerase II; chromatin organization. The record is from RefSeq and is a predicted model, not a curated record. Gene Ontology annotation, cellular component: histone deacetylase complex.